AUGAAUACCAACCUAUAAUUACACUUGCCAAAAUUACAGCAAUUCAUUUAGAAUUUUGCAGAGGACACGAGUUCAGUAGAUUUAUCAAAGUUGUAGAGCACACUUGAGUUGAGAAUUCAAUAAACUUUUAUUACUCUUAAUGAAGUACUUCACUUUUACGAAUAUUGCUAAUCGCAGGAGUUCUUAAAAAUGCAUGGUUCGAGGAAUUGGACAGAUGAAGAAUGGAAAAUACUAUUAUGGGUAAUGUAGUAGUAUUGCUAAUUGCAUUAAAAAAGCAGUGAUGAAUUUUAAGGAUAGGACUGGAAUAAUAUAUCUGAAAUAAUAGCAUUCAAAGACUCAUUAAAUUGUUAAUUUAAAUGGCUUUCUCAUUUGAGAGUUGUUCCUUCCAAUAAGAAUUGGUUGCCUGAAGAAGAUAAGUUGCUUUAUAAAAUAAUGACAAAGGAACCAAACAUCAAGUGGUUUGAAGUGUAAUAUGAAAUGUUUAUUUAAUCGCAAGGAAUCUAUUUUAGAAAGGCAAAACAGUAUAGAGAGAGAUGGAAUAAUUAUCUGAAUCCUUAAGUAAAUAGAGGUAUUUGGACUGAGAUUGACGAUUAUAAUUUGUUACAAAUCACAUUAGUCGAAGGUUUGAGAUGGUCGAACAUAUCAAAGAAGUUAAAAAAUAGAACAGAGAACUAAGUAAAAAAUAGGUUCAAGAGCAUCAUCAAUAAGGAGAAAAAGAUAGUCUAAACACCCCAGGAAUUGCUUUAGGAUAAUCAAGAAGACCCCCUAAAACAUGGGUUAGAUAAAAUGACUGAAUUCCUAAUUCGUUCAAUUCUAAGUAGAUUAAAACCAGUGGAUCAUUCACAGAAUUCGAAAAGCAAUCAGUAAGAAUAAUAAAGUUACAAUAAUGAAUAAUCAUUCUCUUAGAUUCCCUAAUAUCCCUAUUUAAUAGCUCCAUAAUAAUAUUACUAUUAAUAAUUUCCAUAAAUACCCUAGAUCUAAACAAUCCCAACAAUUCAACCAUAAUUAUAACCAAUCAACCCUAUCCUGCCUUGUCGGCAAUAACAAUUACAGGGAAUGAGUAUCUAAAUUCCACAACAUCAAAAUUUAAUUUCGUAAUAGCUAAUGCAAUAACAAUUAAUUCAAUAGUAAUAAUAGAUGAUCCCAAACAUGUACCAAGCCCAAUAUCUUCCUUAAUAAUUUAUGUAAUAAUAAUAGUAACAAUUUAAAUUCAAUGUAUAUUCAUCAUAACAAAAUACUCCAACUAAUUCUAUUGGAACUCUAAGUUCCUAACGCUCAGAAAAACUGAUUUCAGAUUAAAUAAAAGAAGAAGAAAAUAGUGGAUCAUCUUCCAACAAAGAGCCUAAAGUUUAAAAAUUGGUUUGUGUAUCUGCUUAAUCAUCCAUUAAUGGUUCAACAAGUUCGGUGAAUUCAAUGGAUGCAAUCAAACAAAACUUUAACAAUAUGCAUUUAGAUUCCGAGUAAAACAGUCCGGAUCCAAUACAAAAGAGAAAACAUUAGCGUUCACAAUCAGGAGCCUUUGAUAUCAACAAUUAAGGAAAGAUUAAGACUAAGAGAUCGAGAUUCUUUUAUGCUUCGAAUGAUGGUUGA
Molecule: messenger RNA, 1590 nt
Organism: Paramecium tetraurelia
Lineage: Eukaryota; Ciliophora; Oligohymenophorea; Peniculida; Parameciidae
Exons: 4
Biological process (GO): regulation of DNA-templated transcription
Cellular component (GO): nucleus
Molecular function (GO): DNA-binding transcription factor activity, RNA polymerase II-specific; RNA polymerase II cis-regulatory region sequence-specific DNA binding
Source: RefSeq, a predicted model, not a curated record